This is a messenger RNA of Lolium perenne, 680 nucleotides long. The record is from RefSeq and is a predicted model, not a curated record. NCBI's taxonomy places the organism in Eukaryota, Viridiplantae, Streptophyta, Magnoliopsida, Poales, Poaceae.
CUCUUGGAUGAUGUAAGUUGCUAACACUCUUGUCGUUGUUUAUAUUUUCUCUGGUUGCUCUAUAUGUCGCCAUUUUCCUCAUGCCAACAUUUUCUUUCUUUGUCUCUCUUUAACAGCCGAUGAUCAAAGAGCUUCUUCGCAUCGGUGCCCAAUUCGUUGGGUACCGUGAUUACGCCAGCAAGACUGAAGAGAAAUUGAUAGAAGCCAACGAACGUGCUGACACGCUUGCUCUAAAGUUAGAGCAAUGUGAAGAGGCUCGUAAGAAGGCCGAAUCAGAUGCAGUUGAAGCUAGGCAAGAAGCCGACAAGGCGAAGGCUGAUGCUGCUGGUGUCGAAGAUCUUCGGAAACGUCUGCAUGACGCCGAGACUUCACUGAGCGAUCACAUAACUGCGCAAUCUGCUCGCGAAGCGGCGAUCACCAAACGCAUUAAAACGCAAAGUCGUCGCUUUGUUGAUAGGACCUCACAAGAGUUUGAGCUUGAGGAUCCUGACAACGAUGCUCUUCUGGACGCCGUUUCAUUCCUUGAGUUUCAUGGAUCGGAAGCGCGUGAGGGCAUGGAUGAAGCCAGGGCGGGGUUGUCGAAGCUUUUCCCCUACUUCUUCCCGAAGAAAGAGGAGCCUGCAACUUUCCUUGGCCUUGCCAAGUGCUUCAAUCCUCCCGAAGAUCUUGUUGAUAUUUGA